AUAAAAAAGAUCACUUGAGCCAGGUCAAUAAGCAGGGCGCCACUGGCCACCUUUUGACAUGCUAUGAGCCUCAGAGCAUACUGUAGGGACAAUGGUCAUCAUCGAUUCUGUGGUCAAUUGCAAAGCAGCCACCGGUCAGUAAACUAUACAGUUAGCAAACCCAAACUGAUCCAUUUCAUUGUGACAGAUGACUCUCGGGGGUUUUAGUUGUGAUCGAUGUAGCCUGACAAGGCAUGGAAAGGGCGGUGAUUUAGGGGUUCCGAUCCAGUCAGCACCAUACUUAGCUAAGGGGAACCCACCGCACAAGAGCUGGCCAUGUUGGGAUGAACUGGAGGAGUCGCGCGGCUAUCCACUCUGUUCCUGUCGCUUCUGCUGUUCGGCAGGAAAAAAAAAAAAAAACCUCUCACUGUCUUUUCCUUCUCGCUCGCUGGCUGAGGUCGGCAAACAAACGCUCACUAUCUGAUUGUGAUGACCUGCGGAGAUGCAGCGUCUCUUUCUGUCCACGAAAAGAUCGGCCCUAGCCGUACAUCAAGUAAAGUCUGUUCUGCGUCCGACCGAGGGACUACUGGUCCGAGUGACCAUCAUGGGGAAAUCAGAAAGUCAGAUGGACAUCGUGGAGAAGACGACUAAGAUGGGCAAGCGGUGGUGCAGCGUACUGGAGAUCGCGCUGAUUGUCCUUUUGCUCCUGCUGACUUGCGGCUUGGCUGGACUGCUGGUCCUCUACAUGAGCGCAAGAGACUCUUCUGUUCCCCAGACCAGUCUCAGUAACAUCUGUACAACUCCUGGAUGUGUGACUGCAGCUGCUCGACUCCUCCAGAACAUGAAUCCUAAUGUUGAACCCUGCCAGGAUUUUUACCAGUAUGCCUGCGGGGGCUGGCUAAGUCGCCAUGUGAUUCCAGAGACGAGCUCACGCUACAGUAUUUUUGACAUCCUGCGGGAUGAACUUGAGAUCAUUCUCAGGGGUGUUCUGGAGACCCCUAACCACCUGGAUCGGGAAGCCUUCAAGAAAGCAAAGCAACUAUACCAAUCAUGCGUGAAUGAGAGUUUGAUUGAGAUGCGAGACUCACAGCCUUUGCUGCAACUUAUUGAUGCGGUUGGGGGAUGGCCAGUGUCAUCCUGGGACUGGAAUUUAAAUCAUGGGGCACAGUGGAGACUAGAAAACACACUGUCUACUCUCAAUGCUGUCUACCACAAGAAGGCUCUAAUUGACAUGUUUGUGUGGACAGAUGACCGCAACUCUAGUCGUCAUGUCAUCUAUAUAGACCAGCCUGGCCUGGGGAUGCCAUCCAGAGAUUAUUAUUUUAAUGAUGGCAGUUACAAGAAGGUGAGGGAUGCCUAUCUUCAGUUCAUGGUGACAAUUGCCACCAUGGUGCGUGAGGACAAGGGCCUCAAGCAAAACGACAGCUUGGUUCAGCAGGAGAUGAUGCAGGUCUUAGAGCUGGAGACAGACAUAGCCAACGCCACAGUCCCGGCAGAGGAGCGGCAUGAUGUCACCAUGCUGUAUAAGCAAAUGAGUCUAACUGAGGUUCAACAGCUCUUUCCUCUCAAUGGGUUCAACUGGCUGCAUUUUAUACAGGGGGUUCUGUCCUCGGUUAAUGUGGCUGUAAAGCCUCAGGAAGAGCUGGUUGUUUAUGGUGUCCCCUACUUACAACGGCUCCAAGGAAUUCUCUCAGUCCAUUCCACCAGUACUUUGCAGAACUACCUGACAUGGCAACUGUUAAUGGACAGGGUCAGCAGUCUGAGUCGGCGUUUCAAGGAGGCUCGAGCACACUAUCGCAAGGCUCUGUAUGGAACCACGGUGGAGGAAACGCGAUGGCGAGACUGUGUGCGCUAUGUACAGAGCCAUAUGGAAAAUGCUGUGGGGGCACUUUAUGUGAGGGAGACAUUUGCAGGGCACAGCAAGCAGAUGGUUAGUAAACUGAUUGACAAAAUCCGUCAGGCCUUUGUGGAGACUCUGGAUGAGCUUGCUUGGAUGGACAAGUUGUCCAAGGAGAAGGCGCAGGAGAAGGCGAUGGCAAUCAAAGAGCAGAUUGGAUACCCAGACUACAUCCUGGAGGACACCAAUCCAAAACUUGACAUGGAGUAUGCUCAUCUUAACUUCAGUGAAGACAACUACUUUGAAAACACACUAGAAAACCUGCGGGCAGGUGCCCAGAAGAGCCUCAGAAAGUUACGUGAGCGUGUAGACCCUGAAUUGUGGAUCAUUGGUGCUGCAGUGGUGAAUGCCUUCUACUCUCCCAAUCGGAACCAGAUAGUGUUUCCUGCUGGGAUCCUGCAGCCACCUUUCUUCAGCCAAGACCAGCUGCAAGCAUUGAACUUCGGGGGCAUUGGAAUGGUUAUUGGUCAUGAGAUCACCCAUGGCUUUGAUGAUAAUGGAAGAAACUUUGACAAAGAAGGCAACAUGUUUGACUGGUGGAGCAACUUCUCUGCCAUGAACUUCAGGGACCAGUCACGCUGCAUGGUGAAUCAGUAUGGCAGCUACACAUGGAAACUGGCCGGGGGACAGAAUGUCAGUGGCAUAAGCACUCUUGGAGAAAAUAUUGCUGACAAUGGAGGAGUCCGACAGGCCUACAAGGCUUAUAUGAAGUGGAUCGAGACAGAAGGUGAAGAACCACAGCUGCCUGGCCUAAAUCUCAACUACAAGCAGCUCUUUUUUCUGAACUUUGCUCAGGUUUGGUGCGGGUCAUACAGACCAGAGUAUGCCAGCCAGUCUAUCAAGACGGACUCACACAGCCCACUUGAAUAUAGGGUCAUUGGUUCUCUGCAAAACUUUGCGGCAUUCUCAGAAGCCUUCCACUGCAAGCUGGGCAGCACUAUGCAUCCAUAUGAGAAGUGUCGUGUAUGGUAGACAGAUGCU
Molecule: messenger RNA, 2857 nt
Organism: Erpetoichthys calabaricus (reedfish)
Lineage: Eukaryota; Metazoa; Chordata; Cladistia; Polypteriformes; Polypteridae
Gene: mmel1
Product: membrane metallo-endopeptidase-like 1
Exons: 23
Coding region: 482-2848 (788 amino acids)
Biological process (GO): protein processing
Cellular component (GO): plasma membrane
Molecular function (GO): metalloendopeptidase activity
Source: RefSeq, a predicted model, not a curated record